AUAAGCUGGAAAUUGCGAUCAGAUAUUCCUGACAGUUUAUUGUCGACUGAAAGUAUGAAUCGUGAUGAUCGUUCUUUUAUUCAGUUAGCUAGUAAAGAUGAUGAGAAUUACUUUUGUUCGAUACCUUUUCCGCAAAUAAAGAAUCAGAUGUAUCGUGGACCAUCGCCAAAUGAGUUACUUCAGUCUCUGUAUACAGAAUUUGUUUGUUCUUAUUGGUUAGAUUUGUAUUGGACAUACGAAUUAUGUCAUGGUCGUUACAUUCUGCAAUACCAUAAUGAUGGAAAAGAGAUAGUGAAGAGUCCUAGAAGUGAAUUUUAUCUUGGAUAUUUUCGACGUGAGGCUUCGAAAUUGGAUGAUAAAUUGUUUGAUCAUUUCAACCCUCCGAUACGAAAGAUUGAUAAUAAAGAAGGCGGCUAUUAUCCUGUAACAUAUCGGCAAGGUACAGUUUGCGAUCUAACAGGAAAACCGCGAGAAACGGUUGUUAUAUAUGUUUGUAAAGAAAAUGCUAAAGAUCAGAUAUAUUCAAUUGCUGAAAUUUCUUCGUGUUCUUAUGAAAUAAUAGUUCUCACAAAACGACUUUGUUUGCAUCCUUCAUUUCAACCUAAAGCACCAACGAAUAAUGAAGUUGUAUGUUAUGCGACAGAUUCCGAGCAGAAAGAAGCUACACCAACAUCAUUAUUGGCUCUAGAAUUUGAAUUAGCUAAUGUUAAGGAGAAGGAAUAUAGCUUAAUGCACUUGCAAAAAGAUUUCGAUCCGUCAUCUUCUGAAAUGAAGGAUUAUGGCAGCGAGGACAUUGAACACGAAUCAUCAAUUCAAAAAAUUUUGCUGAAACCCACCAGUACGGAUGGUGUUAUAGAAAAAAUUUCUCAUGAAAGUAGAAAUUCUGUCUCGAUUUUCGAUGAAGUAUUCAUUAAGUACUUCUUAAGUGGAAAGCAUUGUUUAUAUGGUGGUGGGACUGGUUGGUGGAAAUAUGAAUUUUGCUAUGGAAAAAGUGUGAUUCAAUUCCAUGAGGAUAUCAAUGGACGCACUGAAAUCGUUUUGGGAGUAUUCAAUGAAAUUAUACAUAAACAGUGGAUUAAAGAGGUUAAUUCUGGGAAACAUAUUCUAAAGUUGGAUGGAAAAAUUCUGCAAGUUAUUCAUUUUUAUGCUGGAGGCGACAUAUGUGAAGAUGUGAACAUCGCACGGAGUGUGGAAGUACGAAUUCGUUGUCGUGAAUCAUUUGGCAGUCAAACUGCUGUGACAUUAUACCUUUUGGAGCCACAUACAUGUAAUUAUGUUCUAAGCGUGGAAUCUCCAAGAUUUUGUGCAUUACUUCAAGAAGCUGACGAAUAUGGCCUUAUAAAAUUUCCUGAAGAGAGAAAUAAAACAUAA
This is a messenger RNA of Dracunculus medinensis (Guinea worm), 1371 nucleotides long. Lineage: Eukaryota; Metazoa; Nematoda; Chromadorea; Rhabditida; Dracunculidae. The record is from the annotation of a GenBank genome assembly.